Eruca vesicaria subsp. sativa (arugula) is the source of this 1668-nucleotide messenger RNA. The record is from the annotation of a GenBank genome assembly. NCBI's taxonomy places the organism in Eukaryota, Viridiplantae, Streptophyta, Magnoliopsida, Brassicales, Brassicaceae.
AUGGGCGCAAUGAAUUGUAAAGAUCCAGCUAACCCUCAUUUUCACGAUGUUGGGGUGCGCGCAAGUUGCGGCAAUAACUUUCCCAUUGAUGGUUACAAUUAUCGAAGAAAAGUUAGGCACAUCUAUCACUCCCAACAUCCUCUCAAUCUCAUUACUCGGAAUGAUGAAACCGGGAUCGGAAUACAAGAGCAAGGGGAGUCCAACUUCGUCUUCAAUAAAUGCAACUGGUGUGGAAGAGAUCUCGGCAAUACGUUCUAUCGUUGCUCUAUCUGUGGCUUUUGCUUGGAUCUUGACUGCUCGAUCAAGACUCCACCUCAAACCAUCACAAAUCCAAAAUGUCAUCACCAUCCACUCCAUUUCUUCCCUCGACCAUUUUUACUCCCAUGUGAUGCUUGUGGGUUGGUCAACAUUUCGGAGCCGGUUUAUACUUGCUCCCAGUGUCAUUACCUGGUCCAUCAAAGUUGUAUCGACUUACCACGCGAGAUAAAGAUCACGCGUCAUCCACAUCGUCUCUCUUACACUCCAUUUUUCCCACCUGACUUUUCAACAUGUCAGAUCUGUUACAAGGAAAUUGAUAUCAAGUAUGGCCAAUAUUUUUGCAAUCACGACGGAUGCUCUUAUGUAGCUCAUUCUAAAUGUGCAACGCAUAAGAAAGUAUGGGAUGGAAAUGAGCUUGAAUGGGAACCGGAAGAGACCAAUGAAACUGAAGAUAUUGCGCCAUUUGAAAAAGUGGGUGAGGGUCUGAUCAAAUAUUUUUGUCAUGAGCAUCAUUUGAAGCUCCAGAGCUAUGACAGAGUUAGAGAUGCAGAUAAGCAAUGCGAGGCCUGCAUCUUUCCCAUGGAUUCUCCUGAUUUCUACACUUGUAUGCAAUGCGAGUUCUAUCUCCAUGAGGUAUGUGCUAGUCUUCCUCGAAAAUUGUGUCAUGCAUCACAUCACCAUCCUCUUUUCCUAGAACCAUCUCUACCAAACGACAGAAGGUUAUGUUCAACUUGUGGCCGACUAUUUACCGGUUUUCAGUACACAUGUUCUAGAUUCGAUUGCCACAUGAUCAUGGAUAUCCGAUGCGUCUUGGUUCCCGAUAUUUCCACUUAUAAAUGUCAUGUACAUCCCCUAUUCAUAAACACAUGCUUUGAAAGCGAAGAUACGUUUUACUGCCAAGGUUGUAAGGGGCCAAGAAAAACCCGAAAAUCUCGACUACAAUGUACUCAGUGCGAAUUUAUAUUGUGUUAUUCUUGCGCCACCCUUCCAGAUGAGGUGUACUACAAACAUGCUGAACAUCCACUCUUUCUUUGCUAUGGUGAAGACGUGGACGCCACCUAUUGGUGUGAGACUUGCGAGAAAAAGAUAGACCCUACGAGAUGGUUCUACACAAGCUCAAAAUGUUGCAUUACUAUACACGUUGGAUGCUUAUUGGGAUCCUCUAUGUAUAUGAAGCCUGGCUUUAAAUUAUGCCAUGUUGGUUGUACUCUAGAAGUUGUUCGCAAUAGUGGUAAUAGUCGACCGGUUUGCAGUUGCUGUAUCAAACGUUGCCAGGAUCUGGUAUACUACAAGCAUCAAGAGACUUCUAUUUGUUCUAAGGUGUGUGUAUUCAGGGACGAAUCUAGGAGAACAUUUAGUUUGGGCCUUUACAUAAAUCCUGACCCAGUCGGGGCACGUGACCCCGUUUGA